UCGUCUGCACCACCACCCCUCCCUCUCCCGGCGGCGUUCGGCACCCAUAUGGACGGCGACGACUUCCUGCCGGAGGGGGGCAAGCUCCCGGAGCUCAAGCUAGAUGCGAGGCAAGCGCAGGGUUUCAUCUCCUUCUUCAAGAAGUUGCCCAAGGAUCCUCGGGCCAUCCGUCUCUUCGACCGCCGGGAUUAUUACACCGCUCAUGGUGAAAAUGCUACGUUUAUUGCAAAGGCGUACUAUCACACAAUGACCGCCUUACGCCAACUAGGCAGUAGCUCUGAUGGAAUCUCAAGUGUCAGUGUGAGCAGGGCUAUGUUUGAAACCAUUGCACGCAACCUUUUGCUAGAGAGGACAGACCAUACACUGGAGCUCUAUGAGGGAAGUGGGUCAAGUUGGAGGUUAGCAAAAUCUGGAACACCUGGAAACAUUGGCAGUUUUGAAGAUAUUCUGUUUGCAAACAAUGACAUGCAAGAUUCUCCGGUUACUGUUGCAUUGUUUCCUGUCGUCCGUGAAAGUCAGCUGUAUGUAGGGCUUAGUUUUGUGGAUAUGACCAACCGGAAGCUUGGGUUGGCUGAGUUCCCUGAAGAUAAUCGAUUCACAAAUGUUGAAUCAGCCCUGGUUGCAUUAGGCUGCAAGGAGUGUCUUCUUCCAGCAGAUUUUGACAAAUCAAUUGAUUUGCAGCCUCUUCAGGAUGCUAUUAGUAACUGCAGUGUUCUACUGACCGAAAGGAAGAAGGCUGAAUUUAAAUCAAGAGAUCUUGUGCAGGAUCUUGGUAGAAUAAUCAGGGGUUCUGUUGAGCCAGUUCGUGACCUCCUAUCUCAGUUUGACUUUGCUUUGGGUGCCCUUGGAGCUUUAGUAUCAUAUGCUGAGUUGCUAGCAGAUGAUACUAACUAUGGAAAUUACACAAUUGAGAAAUACAAUUUGGACCGCUACAUGCGACUUGAUUCUGCCGCGGUGCGAGCAUUGAAUAUUGCUGAAGGGAAAACUGAUGUAAACAAGAAUUUUAGUUUGUUUGGUUUGAUGAACAGAACUUGCACUGCUGGGAUGGGAAAGCGGUUACUUAACAGCUGGCUGAAACAACCUUUGCUAGAUGUAAACGAAAUUAAUAACAGAUUAGAUAUGGUUCAGGCUUUUGCAGAAGACCCGGAGCUUCGUCAGGGUCUUAGGCAACAACUUAAAAGGAUAUCUGAUAUUGACCGCCUAACACAUGCUCUCCGGAGAAAAUCAGCCAACCUGCAGCCUGUUGUUAAGCUCUACCAGUCCUGCCGUAGAAUCUCAUAUAUCAAGAAUGUUCUUCAACAAUACAAUGGACAAUUUUCUACAUUGGUAAACACAAGGUUCCUUAGCUCUUUAGAAGAGUGGCUGGCAGAGAAUCGGUAUGGCAAGUUUGCUACUCUUGUCGAGACAGCUAUUGACCUCGAGCAAGUUGACAAUGGCGAGUACAGGAUAUCUCCCCUAUAUUCUUCUGAUCUUGCUGUGCUGAAGAAUGAGCUUUCUGAUGUUGAAAAUAAAAUAAGCAACUUGCACAAGCAUACCGCCACUGAUCUAGAUCUUUCCGUUGAUAAGUUGAAGAUAGAGAAAGGGCCAUUUGGACAUGUGUUCAGAAUCUCAAAAAAAGAUGAGCAGAAAGUCAGGAAAAAGCUUACGAGUAACUACAUUAUCAUAGAAACUCGUAAAGAUGGUGUGAAGUUUACAAGCACUAAGCUUAAAAAGCUAGGUGACCAAUACCAGGCACUGUUCAGUGAAUACGCCAGUUGUCAGAAAACGAUUGUCGAUGAUGUAGUGCAAGUUUCAUGCACCUUCUCAGAGGUAUUUGAGAAUUUUUCUGCAAUAAUAUCCGAGUUGGAUGUUUUGCAAAGUUUUGCUGAUUUGGCAACAAGCUGCCCAGUUCCUUAUGUAAGACCAGACAUCACAACAUCUGAGGAAGGAGAUAUUAUUCUGCAAGGUAGUCGACAUCCUUGUCUGGAGGCCCAAGAUGGUGUUAACUUUAUACCAAAUGAUUGCACUUUGGUGAGAGGGAAAAGUUGGUUUCAGAUCAUCACCGGACCAAACAUGGGCGGAAAAUCAACCUUUAUACGACAGGUUGGUGUAAAUAUCUUGAUGGCACAAGUUGGUUCCUUUGUUCCUUGUGAUCAGGCAAGCAUCAGUGUGAGAGAUUGUAUUUUUGCUCGUGUUGGUGCUGGUGAUUGCCAACUCCGUGGUGUUUCCACCUUUAUGCAAGAAAUGCUUGAAACAGCGUCCAUCUUGAAAGGUGCAUCUGAGAAGUCCCUUAUAAUUAUCGAUGAGUUGGGACGUGGAACUUCCACAUAUGAUGGAUUUGGUCUUGCAUGGGCUAUCUGUGAGCAUCUUGUGGAAGUGACGAAGGCACCUGCAUUAUUUGCUACCCAUUUUCAUGAAUUAACUGCAUUAGCAAAUAGAAAUGGUGAUCAGAACCAACAUGUUCCAGAUUUGGGAAUUGCAAAUUAUCAUGUGGGUGCACAUAUAGACCCAUCAAGUCGGAAGUUGACUAUGCUUUAUAAGGUUGAACCUGGUGCCUGUGACCAAAGUUUUGGUAUCCAUGUUGCGGAAUUUGCUAAUUUUCCAGAAGCUGUCAUUGCUCUUGCGAAAAGCAAAGCAGAAGAGUUAGAAGACUUCUCUACUGCACCAAACUUGAGCGAUGAACGCAGUGAUGAGGUUGGAUCGAAGCGCAAAAGGGUGUUUAGCCCAGAUGAUGUGACCAGGGGAGCUGCUCGGGCUCGGCUUCUGUUGGAGGAUUUUGCUGCACUGCCUCUAGAUGAGAUGGAUGGGAGCAAGGCCAUGGAGAUGGUCGCCAAAUUGAAAUCCGAGUUCGAGAAAGAUGCAGCCAGUAAUCCAUGGCUUCAACAGUUCCUCUGAAGGAAAUGAAUCUCUGUUUGGAUGAUGAAUGUGUUAUUUGCAGUUAGAAUCACUCAGAAUACUACGUGUCUACGCCGGCCAAUGUGGUCAUCCUGAAUCCUGAUCCUUUUGUUAGUACUAUGCAUCAGAUUAGGCCAAGUAGGGGUUAUUCGAAACGAGCCUUUAAUUAGUGCAAGCAAGCAGAAACCAUGUACAUAUGUUGGCACAGUGCUGCUCUGGUUGGCUGCUGAUAUUCCCUUUUACCUGAUCUGACCUCACGUCAUUGAACUGCUGUGUGACUCAUAAGCUUAACUGUGAUACUUCUCGAUGGCCA
Molecule: messenger RNA, 3187 nt
Organism: Lolium rigidum
Lineage: Eukaryota; Viridiplantae; Streptophyta; Magnoliopsida; Poales; Poaceae
Product: DNA mismatch repair protein MSH2
Exons: 13
Coding region: 49-2874 (941 amino acids)
Biological process (GO): mitotic recombination; mismatch repair
Cellular component (GO): MutSalpha complex; nucleus
Molecular function (GO): ATP-dependent DNA damage sensor activity; mismatched DNA binding; ATP binding
Source: RefSeq, a predicted model, not a curated record